AUAUUCGCAGGAAUGUCUCUGUUAGAAAACUGGCAAUUUGGGGAGUAAGAAGAUCAGAAGUGAAGCUUGGAAUACAGGACAAGCAAAACUGACGGUUCAAAAUAAGGAAAUCAAGGUCAAACGUAUCUAAUAGUUGCCGCUGAAAACCAACAUUCGAUUCCUGGAACUAAAAGGAUAAUCUUAUAAGACGACCAAAGAUUUUGCUCGUUGUAGCAGCGAAACCACAUAUAGCUUUGAUAGUCCCGCCGAGCGACUGUAAUAACGUCAACCGUAGAAAGAUGCGCAUAGUUCAGUGCUGAGAAACACGAAGACUUGAAAAGGACUUGAACUAGAAAACCGCUGGAUUUUAUUGUGACAGAAGACAGCAACAGUAAAGUAUGGUGGCGCUUACGGAUUGGACUUUACUCGCGACUCUGGUGUUGCAUUUUCUAUUGGACGUGAGCUCGGGCCUCGUACCCAAGGUCGGCCGGAAUAACUUGAUACGGCAGGCCGCCAAAUACACGAGCGACACCCGAGAGGAAGAGGACGCGAUAGUCAACGAAUAUGAGAAAAGCCUGUUGAACAUGUUCGGGCUUAAGCGAAGGCCCACGCCGGAAAAAGACUUCCAGGUCCCGCGUAUUAUGCAGCACCUGUACAAGGCGCACAUGGGCGACUACUACGAGCCCGAACCUAAGAUCGUGACGUCAUGGGAAACCGGUUUUGAUCUUCCGCAUGAAGAUAUUGCGAGCCGAGUUAACACUGCUAGAAGUUAUCACCACGAAGAUAACGAGGAGCAUUACCCCGGGAUGCCGAGCAACCACAUCCGGCUACGAUUUGACAUCAGUACGAUGCCGAGUGAAGAGGUUAUCGGCGCUGCAGAGCUUCUCCUGCAUCGAGAGGCAGUGUGGCAUCAUGUAACAUCAGGCCAAGGCCACAUGCAUCGCUUAAAUAUAUACGAGAUCGUCAAAAUGCCUCCGGACGAUGGGGGAAGAGCAGGGAGCCGUUUUGGAAGCCGACCCCAACCUAUUACUCGGUUACUGGACACGAGACUCAUAGACACCCGGAACACAACUUGGGAACGGUUUGAUGUUAGUCCAGCUACCUUGCUAUGGUCCAGGGUCGCGCAUAAGGAGAACCAUGGUUUAGUGGUCGAGGUGGUGCAAGAAGAUGAACAAAUACCGCCGCAAGGUGACGCUGAGCGACAUGUGCGCCUGAAACGUGAUAUGCACCACGAUGUUUCGGACCGAGAGUGGGUCCAUCUAAGACCAAUGCUUCUCACUUAUUCGCACGACGGAAAAGAUACCUCGCUGCGUCGGCGCAAACGUAGUAGUAGAAACCGCGACUCCUCUAACUCAAGUUCUGGAAGAAAAAACCGUCGGAAGAAACGAAAGCGUCGAAAUGUUUGUCAGCGGCAUGACCUCUACGUGGACUUUGCUGAGGUCGACUGGACAACUUGGAUUGUUGCUCCACCGGGCUACGACGCCUACUAUUGCCAAGGACAGUGCCCGUUCCCAAUGUCGGAUCAUUUGAACGCGACAAAUCACGCUAUUGUGCAGACUUUAGUUAACGCCGCGAACUCAGCGCUCACGCCUAAGCCAUGCUGCGUGCCUACUGAACUAGGAGGUGUACCUAUGUUGUACCUGGAUGACAAAAGCAAAGUCGUCCUCAAAAAUUACCCUGAAAUGACGGUGCAAGCUUGUGGGUGUAGAUAGGGGACCGUCGCGGUAUGCCGACCUGGCAGUGUCCUUUCAAUUACCGAAACGGGGUUUCGAUUUAGGUCGCGAACGACUGUGCCAGAGUGGCAGAGAAGGCGCCCCCGUAUAUCCACGAGGAGCAACGAUGUCGAAGAAUGAGGUGUGGCGAGGCGCCAUCAAACUUCGGACGCCAUAACAGCCAGAAAUGACGCCCAGACAGCAUUUCUUACUGUUCGUAAACUCUUGCCAUGCGUAUUUCUUUAUAACUUCUGUAAUAUAAGAGCUUCUUUAUAUACCAUUUCACACAAAGCAUGCCCUUGUCAUGUAUUUAACAAUACUUUGGACAAUUAACAACAAACACAUUGGGUUUUCAGGCGUACGCCACACUACGAUAUAAUGAAACAAAUGAGUUUUGUAAUCUUCACAUAUUUUGCUCUUCGUAUUUCCUUUCUGUGUCGAUCUUCAGCAUUCCCGCGUAAAUAAUUAUAGUUAUUUAUUAACUUGUUGUUGUGUACAUCGCUUGUUAAAAAGUUAUUUUUUUUGCAAUUUAUAUAUUGAAAGUGUUAAAUAAAAAAUAACUUUGAAAUCA
Molecule: messenger RNA, 2262 nt
Organism: Ciona intestinalis (vase tunicate)
Lineage: Eukaryota; Metazoa; Chordata; Ascidiacea; Phlebobranchia; Cionidae
Source: RefSeq, a predicted model, not a curated record